AUGGGAUUAUGGACGUGGCCCUUCUCACAAAAGAAGGAGGAAAAGAGACCCAAGUUCGUCGAAUUAAGGUCGUCAAAAUGGUUUAUAAUGUUCGUCGUCGCCUUUGCUAUCGGGACAGACAUCUUCAUGUACGGUCUUAUCGUACCGGUCACGCCAACCGCAUUGAAAGAUAGAGUGGGAAUCCCAGAGGGGAAUAUCCAGAGCUGGACAUCGAUCCUUCUCGCCCUGUACUCGGCUGCUUUGCUGGCUUUUGCGCCUGUUGUCGGGCACAUCGCUGAUCGAGCCGAGUCCCGUCGGUGGCCUCUGCUGGUUGGUCUCAUUGCACUGGCAGCUGCGACAGCCCUUCUAUGUGUCGGCACUCAUAUUGCAUUAUGGAUUGUCGGUCGCUUGUUCCAAGGUGCUGCCGCUGCGGUGGUGUGGACGGCUGGCUUGGCACUGAUGGUAGACACGGUCGGAAAAGACGACCUCGGCCAAGCUAUCGGCUAUGUCUCCAUGGCUAUCAGUGUUGGAACGCUAGCUGGACCCCUUCUUGGUGGAGUUGUCUACGAGGAUGGUGGAUAUUAUGCUGUUUUCGGCCUUGCCUUCGCUUUCAUCGCCAUCGAUAUCAUCUUACGAUUGCUGUUGAUCGAGAGAAGACAUGCUAUCAAAUGGCUUGCGCCAGAGAUGACUCCGCUGUCUGCAAAUGGACAUCAAUCCACCGAAAAGAAGUCGGGUGAAACCUCAGAACGUCCCAACUUGCCGACACAUGGCUCUGAACCCCGUGAAUUGCAAACGCCUUCGCCCCCCUCACGGAGUGCGCUGGAGCGUGUCACCAUUUUAUUGAGCUCGCCCCGACUCAUUGUUUCUGUCUGGGGAUAUUUCAUCAUAUCAAUUGUCCUCACAUCAUUUGACAGUGUCCUUCCACUCUUCGUGCAAGGGACAUUCGGGUGGCAGCAAAGUGGACAGGGACUAAUCUUCAUCCCGCUCAUGGUGCCACACGUCUUAGACCCAGUGACGGGGUUCAUUAUCGACAAGUACCCAAAAUCCUGUCGUUACCUCGCCGCAGGGGCAUUUCUUGCUUCCGUUCCUGUGAUGGUGGUUCUGCGUUUUGUCACAGACAACUCGAUGCAACACAAGAUUCUCCUAUGUGCUCUUCUCGCUUGUGUUGGGCUGUGCUUUGCGGUGGCUAUGCCACCUCUCAUUACGGAGGUCUUCUUCGCUGUGAAGGAAAAGGAAGAUAAAACUCCUGAUAUCUUCGGUCGCGGUGGCGCCAUGGCUCUAGCUUUUGGGCUGUCGAAUAUGGGAUUUGCGGCUGGCAGUCUGAUCGGGCCAUUCUUUGCGGGCUUUAUCCGUCAGGAGGCUGGGUGGGGGGCGAUGGGAUGGGCAUUAGGGUUGAUAGCUGGCAUAUCAUCUAUCCCAAUACUGUUGUUCGUGGGUGGCUGGAUCUUGAGAAAGCCGGUCGACUCAGAGAAUGAAGUCCAAUUGAUAGGCAGCGCCCCUGUCUCAUGA
Messenger RNA from Penicillium egyptiacum, 1488 nucleotides. NCBI's taxonomy places the organism in Eukaryota, Fungi, Ascomycota, Eurotiomycetes, Eurotiales, Aspergillaceae. The record is from the annotation of a GenBank genome assembly.